AAUACAUUAGUUGCUAUGCGACCACUUCUAGUAAAUAAACAAAAAAUCCGCACUAUUUUACCUCGUGAGAUUUUUCAUAGUGUAGUGUAUGUAUUAUUACAGAGGAUUCUUUGUAUUAGUCUUAAAGGUUAAACAUCAGUUAAAUUAAAUCUGUGUACAACUUAAAUAUGGCAGAGGAAUUGCAAAAGGCUCAUUUGUUUUAUGACGAUAUCAAUAAGAUUAGAGUUCUUGAAGCAUCGGUUCUCAAGGAAACAGAAGAUCUGAAAGAUACCUGUAAAGAGUACGAAUCAAAAGUCCAAGAUUUUGGGAAGAUUAUAAGUUCACUGUUAGAAGUUCUCAAGGAACUUGGUGAUAAUGUGGAGAAGCAAAAAAUGGCUGCUAUCGGGGCUAUGAAUCUCCUCAAGUCUAUUACUAAGGAAAGAGAAUCGGAACAGGCCAAGUUGCAAACUGAGAUAAACGACAAAACAGUGAUUUUGGAGCAAUUGGAUAGUGAAUAUGAUGCAAUGCAGAUCUUGGAAGCGACACAACUGGAAACUAUAGAGUAUUUGACUCAGAUUAGAUAGUGUGUUAAGAGUAUAAGAUAAUUGUUAACUGGAGAUAAUAAAA
Molecule: messenger RNA, 606 nt
Organism: Hyposmocoma kahamanoa
Lineage: Eukaryota; Metazoa; Arthropoda; Insecta; Lepidoptera; Cosmopterigidae
Product: intraflagellar transport protein 20 homolog
Exons: 3
Coding region: 168-563 (131 amino acids)
Biological process (GO): intraciliary transport; centrosome localization; protein localization to cilium
Cellular component (GO): Golgi apparatus; cilium; intraciliary transport particle B
Source: RefSeq, a predicted model, not a curated record